AUGUUUACAAUGGAGAGCUUAAAAAAGUUGGAAAUUCCAAAUUCAAAAGUUAUUACUGAAAAAAGUUUCAAGCAAAUUCAUGUGUUUAAGCCGGAAAAUGUGAACGAAGACCAUGACGAAUUGAAUAGAAUAUGCAGUCGAUAUUCUGGCACAGCAAAGUCUUUGUCAUUUCUUAGAGGAGAAUUGGGAGUGAAGACGGUCGUCCAACUUUUGAAUUAUUUUCCGGAACUUGAAAAAUCUUUUAUUGAAAGUUCUGGAGAGCUUCAAGAUAAUAUUGAUGGCGACGAUUCUUUAAUCUUCAUUUACUUUGAUGGGGAAAAAAUAAGGAAUGAAGUCGACGAUAUCGUCAAUGAUGAAGAUUUGAAGCAUGUUGUAGAUGAAACUGAAGACUAUGAAGAGAAACUUAAGGAAAUUGAAAAAUUUCCCUCAAUUUUUGUUACUGAAACAAGUUCAGAAGAAGAAAGUAGAUGGACUGUUGAAGUCAAAAGCGAGGAAGAAACCAAAUCAAUUGAAAUUGAGCGUUCUGAAGGGAUCAAUCAAGAAAUAUUUUAUGAUGCGCAACAAGCUUUGCCAAAAUUUCAGGAAAUGCUUAAAAUUUUAAAAUCAAAGAAAUUCAUAUUAAUCCCCAUUGCUUUAGUGACAUUAUCAGCAUUAUUUGCUUCGAAAUUCUUUCCCAAGAAAUAA
Clunio marinus is the source of this 684-nucleotide messenger RNA. NCBI's taxonomy places the organism in Eukaryota, Metazoa, Arthropoda, Insecta, Diptera, Chironomidae. The record is from the annotation of a GenBank genome assembly.